AUGAUCACUCCUGCUGUCGUUGAACCUGAACCUGAACCCGAUAUAGAGGGCUUUACUCCCUCUUCACUACAUACCCAUACCAACAACAAACAACCUACUACUGUACAUAGCCAACAGCAAAUCAACAACGUUACUCCUUCUGGAGAAGAACAGGAGAUCUACAAUAAUCAAGAUGCUUUCACCAAGUCGAUUGGACCCAAUCAAGAUGAUGAACUCCACACAACCAAACAUGGUGGCAAAGCCGGUGGCGGGAUACUUAAGCAACCAGGAUCGAGAUCAUCAUCAUUUGCCAGGACUAUCUUGAAGCCUAGAUCGAAUCGAGGUCACUCUAGAAUGCCAUCAAUCACUAUCACCGAUACCGGUAAUACCAAUGAGAAAGCUCAAGACCAAAGACAAGGACAAGUCCGCCAAUCGGUCGAUGAUGAUAGGACUGAUUUCAGUCCUCCAGCUAGAUCAAGCUCUGCACCUAAUCUAGGAGGUAAGAGUAGAUUGGCCCCACUCAAGAGCUUAUCGGUAUCUAUCCCUUUGCCACCCAAACGAGGACCACCCGAGGGCGAGGUGGAACAUUUCAAGAAGACGUUCAUUGAGCCUACCUGGAAGGAAAGUUUCAGGAACACCAUCAAAUCUCAACCUUUCUUAGUGGCCAUGCCUGUCCUUCUGCCGAUCUCUUGGGCACUGCAUUUCACUCACCAAGACCCAGUGGCCGUAUUCGUCACUUCACUGAUUGCCAUCGUUCCACUUGCUGGUGGUUUAGGUUUUGCCACCGAAGAACUUGCCCAUCGAGUUGGUGAAGCUUGGGGAGGUCUCCUUAACGCUUCGUUCGGUAACGCCGUCGAAUUGCUCAUUGCCAUUCUCGCUUUGGUCAAGGGUGACAUCGAUAUCGUCCAAGCGUCUAUGGUUGGAAGUAUCCUCAGUAAUGUCCUUCUCGUCUUGGGUAUGAGUUACUUCGCUGGUGGUCUUCGAUUCCACGAACAAUUAUAUACAGUCAUUGGUGCCCAAAUGCACAUCUCCCUCUUGGGUCUCUCGCUACUUGCAAUUGUCCUACCCGCGGCUUAUCACGUGGCCUAUCCCAACGUUCGAAAUGUCGUUUCAGACACACGAUCAGGCCUUCAGCCAGAAGGUGAAGAGCUUCAAAACCUACUCAAAAUGUCUCGAGGUUUGAGUUUCAUUCUAUUGGCCGUGUAUGGAAUGUUCCUUACUUUCCAAUUGUACACCCACGCAUACUUGUUCCGGAUACCCAAAGAGAAAGUCGCACAUCCACUUCCCGGUCCUGCACCUCAUCACGAACACGUAUUUCCUAGACCUCAUUGGGUGUCGUCCAUCGCCGAUUCGUCCUCGUCGUCCUCUUCAUCGUCUUCUUCUGGGUCAUCCAUCCGAUCUGGAAGAUCAGGACAUUCUCCAUUCAAGAGAUUCAGGCGGUUCAGCGUUUCAUCCAAAAAGGAUAGAAAACAAGCCCGUGAUGGUGCGGAAGCUGAUACCGAAGAUAAUACCGUUAUCGGUAGUGUCCCGACUUCUCAUGCUGGCGAAAAGACCUUAUCGCCGACAGUAACCAGACAAAGCCCGAGUGUUACUGCUGCCUCGCCUGUAGCCACAAGAAGUAACCCAGAUGAAGAUUACCUCCAACCACCGCCCAUCAACGAUGAUAGGGACAUUGAGGCGGCGUCUGUCUCAUCUUCACAUAACGUCAUCAUUGAUGACGAUGGUACCGUCCACGUUCAACCCAAGGUGAAAUUCUGGUUCGCCCUAGGAAUGUUAACUAUCGUUACUGGAUUGGCCGGUUUCACCGCUGAAUGUCUGGUCGAUUCUAUCGACGGGUUGACAGAAACUGGAAAUGUAUCGAGAGAAUUUGUCGGUCUGAUCUUACUGCCUGUUAUCGGUAAUUCCGUGGAACAUAUCACAGCUGUCACUGUAUCAGUGAAAGAUAAGCUAAACUUGUCCAUGUCUAUCGCCGUGGGAUCUUCAAUCCAAGUCUCACUCUGUCUUUUACCUAUCUUGGUCUUGAUAGGUUGGGCAAUUGGUCAACCGAUGUUAUUGUUCUUCGAUAAUUUCGAAACCAUCACUUUGGUUGUCUCACUGCUUUUGGUCAAUUUCGCAAUUGCAGAUGGACGAACCAACUAUCUCGAAGGGUUCGUCAUGAUGAUGGCUUAUCUGUCUAUCGCUUUGGUUUGUUGGUUCUACGAUCCAGCUGUCUAA
Molecule: messenger RNA, 2193 nt
Organism: Kwoniella mangroviensis CBS 8507
Lineage: Eukaryota; Fungi; Basidiomycota; Tremellomycetes; Tremellales; Cryptococcaceae
Product: calcium/proton exchanger
Exons: 11
Coding region: 1-2193 (730 amino acids)
Biological process (GO): calcium ion transmembrane transport; intracellular calcium ion homeostasis
Cellular component (GO): fungal-type vacuole membrane
Molecular function (GO): calcium:proton antiporter activity
Source: RefSeq, a predicted model, not a curated record